Messenger RNA from Prorocentrum cordatum, 1242 nucleotides. NCBI's taxonomy places the organism in Eukaryota, Dinophyceae, Prorocentrales, Prorocentraceae. The record is from the annotation of a GenBank genome assembly.
AUGAAGCGCCGAGACGAAUGCUGGGAAUACCUCGACCCGAGCAACGUCAAACGGGGAGAGCAGGAUGACACUGGCAUGCUCCAGAAGAGCUUGCAGAUGAUGCAGGUGAAUCGGCAUGAGCAACUGAGCGUGAGGACGACGCCCACGAACGACGCCGAGUGCAAGGACCAGCCGUGCAGGUACAACAAUACGUGCUGCUACUCCGCAGCCUUGGCGCAGCAGAAGGUGAGGACGACGCCCACGAACGACGCCGAGUGCAAGGCCGUGCCAGGCAUCAACACGGGCCUGCCCAUCGUCUACGACUCCAGCUGCCCCGGCCUGUGUUGCUUCGAGGUCCAGCCGUGUAGAUACAACAACACGGGCUGCUACUCCGCAGCUUUGGCGCAGCAGAAGGUGAGGACGACGCCCACGAACGACGCCGAGUGCAAGGCCGUGCCGGGCAUCAACACGGGCCUGCCCAUCGUCUACGACUCCAGCUGCCCCGGCCUGUGCUGCUUCGAGGACCGGCCGUGUAGGUACAACAACACGGGGUGCUACUCCGCAGCUUUGUCGCAGCAGAAGGUGAGGACGACGCCCACGAACGACGUCGAGUGCAAGGCCGUGCCAGGCAUCAACACGAGCCUGCCCAUCGUCUACGACUCCAGCUGCCCCGGCCCGUGUUGCUUCAAGGACCACUGCCCCGGCCUGUGCUGCUUCGAGGACCAGCCGUGCAGGUACAACAACACGGGCUGCUACUCCGCAGCCUUGGCGCAGCAGAAGGUGAGGACGACGCCCACGAACGACGCCGAGUGCAAGGCCGUGCCGGGCAUUCACACGGACCUGCCCAUCGUCUACGACUCCAGUUGCCCCGGCGUGUGCUGCUUCGAGGACCAGCUGUGCAGGUACAACAACACGGGCUGCUAUUCUGCAGCCUUGACGCAGCAGAAGGUGAGGACGACGCCCACGAACGACGUCGAAUGCAAGGCCGUGCCGGGCAUUCACACGGACCUGCCCAUCGUCUACGACUCCAGUUGCCCCGGCGUGUGCUGCUUCGAGGACCAGCUGUGCAGGUACAACAACACGGGCUGCUAUUCCGCAGCUUUGGCGCAGCAGAAGGUGAGGACGACGCCCAAAAACGACGCCGAGUGCAUGGCAGUGCUGGGCAUCAACACGGGCCUGCCCAUCGUCUACGGCUCCAGCUGCCCCGGCCUGUGCUGCUUCGAGGACCAGCCGUGCAGGUACAACAACACUGGCUGCUACUGA